AUUUAUUCCGAGUUUUAGCUUAACAGAGAAACCAUUAGCGCUUCCGGUGAAUUAUUUUGCACUUUUUCAGUUGCUUUAGACUUAGACAUCUCAAAGCUCCAAACUUCUAGAUCUAGAUAUCAAGAUUUAAAAUCUAGAUCUACAGUAUUAAGAUAGGAUGAGCAUUUUGGCUUACAAUGGUGCUGCCAUUAUGGCUAUGAAAGGGAAAAACUGUGUCGCUAUUGCAGCUGACAGACGUUUUGGUAUUCAGGGACAGACUGUCAGCAUGGAUUUUGAUAAAAUUUUUGAAAUGGGACCCCAUCUGUACUUGGGGUUACCAGGCCUUGCUACAGAUGUGCAGACAGUGCUACAGAGGUUAAAGUUUCGUCUUAAUAUGUAUGAGCUUAGAGAAAAUAGGAGAAUCAAGCCUAAGACAUUUAUGAGUAUGGUUUCAAAUUUGCUUUAUGAAAAAAGGUUUGGUCCUUAUUUUAUAGAGCCAGUCAUAGCUGGACUUGAUCCUAAGACGGGUGAGCCUUACAUAGCUUCAAUGGAUCUUAUUGGUUGUCCAAUGGAAACCAAUGAUUUUGUAGUCAGUGGAACUUGUUCAGAACAGAUGUAUGGCAUGUGUGAAUCUCUUUGGGAGCCAGACCUGGGUCCAGAUGAUUUGUUUGAAACUAUCUCACAGGCCCUCAUGAAUGCCUUUGAUCGUGAUGCUGUUUCUGGUUGGGGUGCUGUUGUCUAUAUUAUAGAAAAAGAUAAAGUAACCAAAAAGUUCCUCAAGACAAGGCAAGAUUAACUAUUGUUGUUUUUAAAUGUCUGGUCCACAGAAUUUCUUAUUUUAAGGGAAACAAUCAUGUUUUCCUUGUCAUGUAUUGAACAAUUUGAAUACAAUUUCAUCAAUAAAUACAUUGUUUCACCAAUAA
Messenger RNA from Biomphalaria glabrata, 902 nucleotides. Its product is annotated as proteasome subunit beta type-3-like. The coding region runs from base 158 to 775 and encodes 205 amino acids. Gene Ontology annotation, cellular component: proteasome core complex; proteasome core complex, beta-subunit complex. The record is from RefSeq and is a predicted model, not a curated record. NCBI's taxonomy places the organism in Eukaryota, Metazoa, Mollusca, Gastropoda, Planorbidae. Gene Ontology annotation, biological process: proteasome-mediated ubiquitin-dependent protein catabolic process. The transcript is spliced from 6 exons.